Scomber scombrus (Atlantic mackerel) is the source of this 4727-nucleotide messenger RNA. RefSeq names its product microtubule-associated protein tau a (gene mapta). The record is from RefSeq and is a predicted model, not a curated record. Gene Ontology annotation, cellular component: neuron projection. Gene Ontology annotation, biological process: microtubule cytoskeleton organization; neuron projection development. Gene Ontology annotation, molecular function: microtubule binding. NCBI's taxonomy places the organism in Eukaryota, Metazoa, Chordata, Actinopteri, Scombriformes, Scombridae. The coding region runs from base 59 to 1429 and encodes 456 amino acids. The transcript is spliced from 15 exons.
CGACUGCCUCUGAAGAGACAACACCGCUGUCUGCACUCAGCCUGACCUGCGACUGGCAAUGGACUACACGAACAACGCCUCCAACAGCUACAGCUCUGGAGACAACAUGAGCUCCUCCUUAGCCAACAUGACCAUCAACGAGCAGCACCACCAGGAGAACGGGGUCCAGAUGGGACACAGAAGCCCCGGAGAUGCCAAAAUGAAAGAGAGCGAAGCGGCAGAGCUCAAUGAAAAUGGGGUGAAAUCUGUGUCUGAACUCUCUGAACCAGAGAGCAGCCACUUUGAUGACGAGGUGGAGCCCGCUGAAGUGUCUGCAGAGAAAGUUCCGUCUGAGCUCUCCGAAAUACAGAGCGCCUCAUGUGAAGAUGAGGGCCAACUCGCAGGAGGAGCAGCUUCAACAGUUCAAGCAAAGAUGGAUAACGGAUCUGCAGAUAAGACACAAACUGCCACCAAACCAACCUCUUCCCUUAAAAGACCAACCAUAGUCACCAAGGGCAGCAACAAAACACACGCUUCCUCCCCGCGAAACGGCCACAGCUCGAUCCCCAUUAGAGCCAGCAUCACAGGGCCCAGGCAGGCCGGAAGUCUUGCUGGUGCAAAGUCUCAAACUCCAGGAGCCAAAACAUCCCCCAGAACUUCAGCUCAGCCAGAUGAAAUGAGUGGACAGAACAGCCCUGGAACCCCCAAAUCUCCCUCUAGCCAAGCGGCUGCUGCCAAGGCAGCAGCUGAGGCCAACAAAGUGAAGAAGAUCGCUGUGGUGCGUUCCUCACCCAAGUCUCCAGGCUCCCUUAAGGGCCGCCCACCGGCUCCUCUGAGCGCUCCAGUGGCCAUGCCGGACCUGAAGAACGUCAGGUCCAAGAUCGGCUCCACAGAAAACAUGAAACACCAGCCUGGUGGUGGAAAGGUACAAAUCUUUGAUCAGAAGCUGGACUAUAGUUGUGCGCAGUCUAAGUGUGGCUCCAAAGGCAAUAUGAAACAUGUACCCGCAGGCGGCAAUGUUCAAAUCCUCGACAAGAAGCUGGACCUUACUAACGUCCAAGCUCGUUGUGGAUCAAAGGACAACUUAAAGCACACGCCUGGUGGAGGCAAGGUUCAGAUCGUGCACAAAAAGGUCGAUCUGAGCAGCGUGACAUCUAAAUGUGGCUCGAAAUCCAACAUGCAUCAUAAACCAGGUGGUGGAAAUAUUGAGAUCAAAAAUGAGAAGCUGGAAUUCAAGGUCCAAUCCAAGAUCGGCUCUCUUGACAACAUUGGCCAUGUUCCUGGAGGUGGACAGAGAAGGAGGGGGAAGGAAGCAGAGGGGAGCACUUCAGGCAGCCCCUCAAUCCCCUCCCCAGGUGUCACCCCCCCUCAGUCACCUCAGACUGUCCCCUCAGCACCCAUCACACCAAUCUUGACGAACCCUCUCAUAAAGAUUGAGGACUCCUAUUGAGAGCCACAAACUGAUGUUCCGUGAGACAGCCAAGGCCCGCACUGACCACGGCGCCGAGAUCGUCUCCUUGGAAGACUCUCCUCACCAGCUCAGCACCGUGUCCUCCUCUGGCAGCCUCAACAUGGCCGAAUCUCCGCAGCUGUCCACGCUGGCCGACCAGGUGUCCGCCUCUCUGGCCAAACAAGGCUUGUGAAUGCACUCCAACCCCACCCGCGACUUUUCCUUCCACCUCCAACGUCCAACCACACGACCACGUAGAGGAGUUGUGAUGCCUUCCUCAUUAUGUUCACAGGACUUUUUUAGCUACCCAUCACUGUUUAUCCUUCACUAACCUUUGAAACUGUUCUUGAGGCAUUACUGGCAGAGGUAAAAAAAAAAAAAAAAAAAGGAUUAACAAGUAGGCCAAAAUGUGUUUAAUUUCUCUCUCUCUGUUUGUGGUCUUUGAUCUCUUUAUUUGCCAUUAUUUCUACCUUUUGUAAGUAUCCCUUUAAGAGUUAAAGCACCCCAGCAGAGCAAAAUUCUCCUUGUGAAACUAAUUAUCUUAUCUUCAUGCAUAUCCCGGUAAAUCUGACGUCAUUUUAAAAGAAUUGGUUUCCUGUCACAUUGACUGUAAACCCCUUUUUUCUCCUCUUUUUGGUGGGUUGCCCCCCCCCCUCCCUUCCUUUGGUGCAAAUACAGAAUAUCAAACUUAGGGGAAAUUUUAAAAAAGAAAAAAAAGCAGGAAAAAUGGAUGAUUUAAAGUAAGAGGGAACAGUUACAGGGUAUGAUGAGGGACGACGUGGGAGGAGGAAAACUGUUUUAAGAAACGUAGCAAAUUUUUCGUCAAAGGCAGUCAAAAAAAAAAAAAAAAGAAAAAGAAAAAAAAAAAGCUUUCAGACCUCACUGCUGUCUUUUUGCUUUGUGAAGUCCCGACACGUGCUGCACCCUCGAACGCUACUGUAGGUGACGGAGGUGUGACCUGGAGUUAAAAAAAAUAAAAAACGGGCUAGAGUAGGAAACUUCGGUUUGUGUUGGGCACAGUUUUAUAAUCGUACUCUGUGGAUAUAUGACAUGUAUUUGAUAUGAAGAAACAUUUGUAUCGUGCCUGCUACUGUCAGUGUUCAUCUUUCUUUCUUUUUUUUCCUCCUUUUUUUUUGUUACUGCUAUAUUGUAAAUGCGCUACAGCUUGACUUGUGAGGAGGAAAAAUGAACCUUAAGGCAUUUUUAACCUUCAUGGCGGCCAAAUUAUUGAGAGGGAUAGAGGGUCAGCUCAUCAUUGAUUACAGUAUUUAAACUGCAUUUAUAUGCACUUAAACGAUAGGUAGACUGUUGUUCAUUGCAAUUAUUGAAAAGUAUAAUGAUUCAUAACAGGUAGAAACAGCUAGUAUCUUGAAAAAAUAUUCAACCAGAGUGAAUAUCUUGCAAAGCAGAUGGAUGGAUGGAUGUAUGUAUGUAUGAUGGGUGAUGGUUGGAUUUGAGGGACUGCUAAACUAAGCAACAAGACAAACUGUACAGCAAUGACUUAAUUAGCUAAUUAUUACAUAUUUAUCUGCAUCGGCAAGACUCAACAUGAUGUGGCACUCAGCUGGUUGCCUGUAAAGUUAAGUUGCAUGGUCAAAAAUGUGUGGACACCCAAAUAUUAUGCCCAUAUGUGACUGUUGAACGUGUCAUUUGCCUCUAAUCUUUUAGUUUGCGACUUUCAACCUGAUUUUGUAACCCAGCUGCAGAGAUUUUCUCCCAUUGAGCCUGAUGAGCGUCAGUGAGGUCCAUCAUUUUUUCAUGGUUUUGUGCACAGGGUGUAAUUUCACGGUGAAACAGGAAACAACAGAUAAACACCCAGUUAGAAGCGUAUUCUUGGCUAAAAAUUCCUAAAAAUCUGCUUGAUGUAGCUUUUAGGGGUCUGAAAAUGUAAAAAAAACCAAACUGAUUUGUGUGUGGCAGGAAUGUUUUCCUACAGUGUCAGUCAUCUUGCGACCCCUAGUGGUGACCCUGACCCCAAUCUUAAUAUCUUUAUUGUUAUAAUACUAAUUAAAGCAUGAAAGAACUAAAAGGAGAACGUAAAACAGCAGCUUUACAUUAAAUUAAACUAGAAAAACUCAUAAAAGAAUAAUUCAAAGUAAACUCACAAAAGGCCGAUAGAUAGAGCUCAGAUUUUAAACCUUAUUUUCUUGCAAAUAUCGUUGCAUUGUGAGGCUGUAGAUGUUUUAAAAACUGACACUAAAAGUCCCGAAAAUCACAAAGUGCACACACGUAUAUGUUUAUAAAGGCGUCCACAUACUUUUGGCCAUUUAUUGUAUUUCAUAUUCCGGCUUUGUGAAAAGAUUAGAAAAGAUAAUGAGGGAGUUUUUCCAAUUUUUAACAAACUUUUUCUGUCUUUCAAGGCUUCAAUAAAAUUAAUCUAGUAGAUUUUUUUAAAUGUGUUUUUUCUAUUUAAAUUAAUGCAACCAGCUGGAGAUUAAUUACCAGUUUUUUUGUUGUUUUUUUACUUGCUAAUCAAUAUUUCCCAGUAGAUUCGUCACUUAUUGCUCACAUUAUAAUAAUAUGACUUCUUGCAUGCACCUCAUGUAAGAGACGGCUGUCUGCUUGUUGCCUCCCGUUCACAAAGUGGUCUCUUUGUUAUAUCCUGUUUAUAUAUGUGCUCUGAAUCUGGAAGGAUAUACUGAUCUUGAACCCUAGGACUAAAAAAAGAAAAAAUGUGUGUGAAUGUGUGUGUGUGGGCGGAUGUAGGGCAACCCUUCACUCACAGGCGGUGGUGAUAAGAGUCCAACAGUUUGUCCCCCCCCUCCCCACUAUGUGUGUGUGUGUGUAUGUGUAUGUGUGUGUUCAACAUGUUAUUGCCAACGUGCGUAGAUAUAAAACUGCAUUUUUUAUCUCUAUGACCGCUAAAGAUGCUACUUUCAGUUUAAAAAAAGAAAAAGAAAAGAAAAGCAGACAACACGUAGGACUUAAGGGUGCGCUUGCAAACAUUAUCUGCAUGUUAAAUUCUUUUGUUCAGGUAGAUUUUACAUUCAUCUCAAAAGUGUGUGCAAGACAGACGUAAGUGCUGAGAGAUGGGAGCUGCUCCUGCUGCACAGAGAACAGAAUAAAAAGGGGGAUGGGGCGGGGGAGGGGGGGCUGUUUGUGUCCUCUCCAUGUACUUGGAGCAGGUCGGAGAGUUUGCCGCAGUAACAAAAACUAGAUCACCUUUUUUGGUUACUUCUGACGCUGUACAGUUGUGGAAAUGUGAUUGUUCUCGUUAUUGUGCAUUUUAUCAAUAACUGGUUUAUGAUGAUUCUUGUUGCUGUAUAUGUGUAUUUGAAAAUAAAUGCUAUGAAGUCAC